Fulmarus glacialis (Northern fulmar) is the source of this 526-nucleotide messenger RNA. RefSeq names its product transmembrane protein 64 (gene TMEM64). The record is from RefSeq and is a predicted model, not a curated record. Lineage: Eukaryota; Metazoa; Chordata; Aves; Procellariiformes; Procellariidae. The annotation marks the transcript as partial. The transcript has 3 exons.
UGGGUGCGGGCCAGGAUCCAGGGCAGUGAGACGCUCAGCGCCGUCGUCCGCGUCGUGGAGGGCGGCAGCGGCCUCAAGGUGGUGGCUCUGGCGCGGCUGACGCCGAUCCCCUUCGGGCUGCAGAACGCCGUUUUCGCGAUUACAGAUUUGUCACUACCCAACUACCUGAUGGCUUCUUCAGUUGGGCUGCUUCCUACUCAGCUCCUGAAUUCAUACUUGGGCACUACCUUGCGCACCAUGGAGGAUGUGAUUGCAGAACAAAGUGUUAGUGGCUAUUUUAUCUUCAGUUUACAGAUUGUCAUAAGCAUAGGACUUAUGUUUUAUGUCGUUCACCGAGCUCAAGUGGAACUGAAUGCAGCUAUUGUAGCGUGUGAAAUAGAAAUGAAGACAUCGCUUGCUAAAGACAGUCAACCGAGCAUCAGUGGUUCAACCACAUACUGCAACAAAAGGACAGUAGCAUUCUCUGGAGGAGGUGUCAAUAUUGUGUGAUUUCAAGUAUUAAUAAAGUAAGGUUUUGUGAACCUAA